Mastomys coucha (southern multimammate mouse) is the source of this 3820-nucleotide messenger RNA. It is a transcript of the gene Slc2a10, whose product is annotated as solute carrier family 2 member 10. NCBI's taxonomy places the organism in Eukaryota, Metazoa, Chordata, Mammalia, Rodentia, Muridae. The transcript is spliced from 6 exons. Gene Ontology annotation, biological process: transmembrane transport. Gene Ontology annotation, cellular component: membrane. Gene Ontology annotation, molecular function: transmembrane transporter activity. The coding region runs from base 60 to 1811 and encodes 583 amino acids. The record is from RefSeq and is a predicted model, not a curated record.
GUGACUAUGGAAACUAUUUGUAGAGUGACAGUUUCUCCGGGGAAACUUGAAGCUUCAGGAUGGGCUGGCCAACGUGGCGGAGGGAAAGAGCGCAGGCCCCAGCUUUGGGGAAAGUUUGUCCUCCACUGCUACAACGGGGAUUUGACCAGGAAGUGCGGGACCCAGAGUCCAGCCCGCCUGUCCAGCGCUACUCACUAACUAUGGGCCUUCGCCCAGCUGUCCUCCCACUCUGUGCCUCUGUGUCUCUGCUGGGAGGUCUGACCUUUGGCUAUGAGCUGGCUGUCAUAUCCGGUGCCCUCCUGCCACUACAGCUGGACUUCGGGCUGAGUUGCCUGGAACAGGAGCUCCUGGUGGGCAGUCUGCUCUUGGGUGCUCUCCUUGCCUCCCUUGUCGGGGGCUUCCUCAUUGACCGCUAUGGCAGGAGACGAGCCAUCCUGGGGAGCAAUGUGGUGCUGCUGGCUGGCAGCCUGAUUCUGGGUCUGGCCGGCUCCCUGCCCUGGCUGCUUCUGGGCCGCUUAUCUGUUGGCUUUGCCAUCUCUCUGUCUUCCAUGGCUUGCUGUAUCUAUGUGUCAGAGUUGGUGGGGCCACAGCAGCGGGGUGUGCUGGUGUCCCUCUAUGAGGUGGGCAUCACUGUGGGCAUCCUGUUCUCUUAUGGUCUCAACUAUGUCCUGGCUGGCAGCCCCUGGGGCUGGAGGCACAUGUUUGGCUGGGCGACUGCACCUGCUCUCCUACAGUCGCUCAGCCUCUUCCUUCUCCCUGCUGGGGCAGAGGGCACAGCAGCCCGCCAAGACCUCAUCCCACUCCAGGGAAGGGAGAUCAGCAAACUGGGCCCGGUGAAGCCACGGUACACUUUUCUGGACCUCUUCAGGGCCCAGGAUGGCAUGUGGAGCCGGACUGUGGUGGGCCUGGGGCUGGUACUGUUUCAGCAGCUCACGGGACAGCCCAACGUGCUGUAUUAUGCCUCCACCAUCUUUCGCUCCGUUGGCUUCCAUGGGGGCUCCUCAGCUGUACUGGCUUCUGUGGGACUUGGUACUGUGAAGGUGGCUGCCACCCUGGUCGCCACGGGGCUGGUGGACCGUGUAGGCCGCAGAGCCCUUCUGCUCUCUGGAUGUGCUCUCAUGGCCUUGUCGGUCAGCGGCAUAGGCCUGGUCAGCUUUGCUGUGUCCCUGGACUCUGGCCCCAGCUGCCUGGCCACAUCCAACACCAGCCAGCAGAUGGACCUGCCUCGAAACUCGGCUCUGCUUGUGCGUUCAUCUCUACCACCAGUGCUACACACCAGUGGGGACCAAGGACAACCAGUCCUGUCAGUCACCGAGAGACCCAUCCAUCCAGUCAUCGCAGCCUCCCUGGGACCAGCUCUGAGUACCGCCUCCCCAGUUCCCACCAGUCCCAUCCUGGAGCAUACCCUGCUGUGCUGGUCUGCGCUAGUUUGCAUGAUGGUCUACGUGAGCGCCUUCUCCUUUGGAUUCGGACCAGUAACCUGGUUGGUCCUCAGUGAGAUCUACCCAGUGGAGAUCCGAGGGAGAGCCUUCGCUUUCUGCAACAGCUUCAACUGGGCAGCCAACCUCUUCAUCAGCCUCUCUUUCCUCGACCUCAUUGGUGCCAUCGGCCUGGCCUGGACCUUCCUGCUCUAUGGGCUGACCGCUGUCCUUGGCUUGGCUUUUAUCUACUUACUUGUCCCUGAAACAAAAGGGAAGGCAUUAGCUGAGAUAGAGCAGCAGUUUCAGAAGAGCAGGUUCCCUCUGAACUUUGGCUGCAGGCAGCACAGCGGUAUUCAGUACCAUCGCCUGGACGUCUCCUUGGCCUCCUGAGGCGUCCAUCUGCUUGGAAGAUGCUGGGACAUCGGUUUCUGCAGCCCAUCUCCAGCUCCUGCCUAUUGGGGCCUGGAAUCUGGAUCAUGAGAUCUAGAUAUCCUCCUGUAGUGAGCCCUGUCCUGCUCCAGAGGUGGCCUCUUGCCUUGGUGAAAGAUGACCGUUUUGAGUGUGAGACUCCAAGGGCUCUGGAAGAUCUAGCUCCAUGCCUCAGUUUCCCUCAUGGAAUUGGCUUGUCUGCCCUGUUUAUAAUGGCAUCCUCUGUGUGUGUUAUCCACCAAGUGCUUCUCAGAGGACCAGGGAAGGAAGUGUCUCCUCCCACCAGCCCCGGGCCAGCAGAGGCUGUGAGUCUCCGCCUUCCUCUUCCCUUGCUGGGGGUUUUAGUGAUCCAGAGCCUGUAUUCAUUAUCUGUUUUCUUCUUGCUGAAGAUAUUUAUCAGGUGUUGGGACUCUGACUGGGGACAUAAGGCUGUAACUAAGAUGGCUUUAGGACCCUGGCCUCAGUUUCCCCCAUGUGUGUCACAGAAGCCUGGGCUAGCCCGCUCCUAAGCUCCCUUCUCACUCCACAAAGGAUGGAAGUCUCAGAGCAGAGGCUGAAUAAACACUCAAUCAGGGCUCCCGUCCAGUGGCUCUAGGGACAGAAGCUUUGUUAGCAGAGAGUGCACCCCAGUUCCAGAGUCUAGCACUCUGGAAUGUAAGAGCUGGACCCCAACAUGUGACAAGUGCUAGGAACCCAACGGUUCCCAGGAUUCAGCUGGGGGGCUUUGAAUGAAGGAGGUUUUAGAGGGACUUCUCCAUGUAUUGGUGGUUGUGGCUUCUACUUGGGGUGCUACUGACUUCUUAAAGCCUCAGUUUAUUCAUCUGCAGAAUGAGCACAGUUGUACCCCUCAGGAUAUACUGACUUACCCCAUCUCUCUCAGGAGGGUCUUCAGUGAGCCCUGGGGGCUUCUGUUCACUGCAGGGCUCUUUUGGAAGGCAUUGUAAAAGGUCAGUCAGCUGGAGACAAACAAGUAUCUCAGGUCAGAGGUCACAUAAGGAGGGUAUCAAUAAGACAGAAUUGGUUCCUGGACACUGGGUAGCUGGCUUCACUGGUACUGUCAGCCACAUUCUCCAGGUUCCCAAGCCUGGCCUGGUGACCUCGCUCUCUGUUUCUAGGUAUUUCCUUCAUAACCAGUGGUGUGCUGGAUUAAGCUUGUCCUGGCUCCCCACAGCAGACUGCCACACAGUCAGGAUUUCUACAGACUGGUUGUUAAGCACUGUCAUCAUUUAAAAAGUGUUUUAAUUGAUAAUAAAUAAUCAAUGUCAUUAUAAUAGUCAAUACUCGAACAGCAUCAGCUCCUUCUCAGGUGGUGCAUGCCUGUAAUUCCAGCACUCAGGAGGCUAAAGGAGUGAGUGUUCUAGGCCAGUCUGGCUUCAAACUGAAACCUUGUCCAACCAAAUCAAUAAGCGAACACAAAAAAGCCAAACCCGUGUCACCGCCUCCUAACACCUCUGCUGCGCUUCUCCCUCCUCCACGCUGCUGAUGUCCUCAUGUGUGUGUGCCAGAGAUGGAGGCAGGUGCUGUGCAUUUUACUGCCUCUGCGCUCUGUGUCUUCCCACUGAACCGAGCCUGGCCGUACCUUUGCAUUCCAGAGGUUAGGGGACACGGCAGACCAGAGCUUGGUUUAUUGUUUGGUUGGUUUUUUUUUUCUGGAGUUGUGAACUGCUGGGUCAAGUGUUAAUUAUAUAAAUUAAACUCAAUGGUACCCCCUGUGUAGCCAGUGUGUUGAAAACAUCGCAGAAAAUGGGGCGUGUGUGAAAAAAUAUCCCACCACCGAUCAGUUCAGCUUACUCUUGGCCUCAAUGGAGGGAGGGGCUCUGAUAUGCAUCUUACCUUCUGGAAUGUGUGUCUGUCUCCUCGCCCCAACUGCAUACCCACUGCUUACGGAAUGCUCAUCAGAUGGAAUGUUGUCUCACGCAAAGACGUGAAAUUUAAAAGUGUAUUUUGAAAUAAAUUAUUUUGAACACCAA